Messenger RNA from Spirodela intermedia, 2176 nucleotides. The record is from the annotation of a GenBank genome assembly. NCBI's taxonomy places the organism in Eukaryota, Viridiplantae, Streptophyta, Magnoliopsida, Alismatales, Araceae.
AUGGAGGGCGGAGCUCACGGGGCCGACUCUUCGGCUUUCAGGGAGUGCUUCUCCCUCGCAUGGAGGAACCCGUACGUCCUCCGGCUCGCCUUCUCCGCCGGCAUCGGAGGCCUCCUCUUCGGCUACGAUACAGGUUAGUUCACUCCCUCCCUCAAAAACAUAGAGAGAGAAAGAGAGAGACUUACAGAGGGCCAUCAUCGGGUGUUCUGCUGCUGCAGGAGUGAUCUCCGGGGCGCUGCUGUACAUCCGGGACGACUUCCCCUCCGUGGACAGGAAGACAUGGCUGCAGGUGACUGUCGUCGAUUUCUUUUUGUUUUUCUUCCGAGAAGAUGGGAAGAAGGGGGUUGCAGCGAGGUCAGCUUCUCCGCUGGGACUAUGUGGGCAGGAAAGCAUCGUGAGCAUGGCGGUGGCGGGGGCAAUUGCGGGGGCGGCGGUGGGAGGGUUCGCGAACGACAAGUUCGGCCGCCGGAGUUCCAUCCUCGCCGCCGACUUGCUCUUCUUCGUCGGCGCCGCCGCCAUGGCCGCCGCUCCGAGCCCCUCUCUCCUGGUCGUCGGCCGCGUCCUGGUCGGCCUCGGGGUGGGGAUGGCGUCCAUGACGGCGCCCCUCUACAUAUCCGAGUCUUCUCCUGCGCGGAUCAGAGGAGCUCUGGUCAGCACCAAUGGCUUCCUCAUCACAGGGGGCCAGUUCCUGUCCUACCUCAUCAACCUGGCUUUCACCAAGGCACACGGCUGUCCCUUUCGCCUCUCCCCAGACAUCCAUUAAUCUAUCAACAUAUAUGAAGCAUAUAUGAAUAUAUAUAUAUAUAUGUAUGUAUGUACCUGUUUGCUCUCAGGCGCCGGGGACGUGGAGGUGGAUGCUGGGAAUUGCUGGAGUUCCUGCUCUGGUGCAGUUCGUCCUGAUGGUGUUCCUCCCAGAGUCGCCUCGGUGGCUGUACAGAAAGGUAGGCUUGAGUUCAUGGAUCAUGUCGGCAGGGUGUGGAGAUUGCCGUUGACUUGCUCUUUUUCAGGGAAGAGAGGAGGAGGCGGAGACCAUACUCCGGAGGAUCUACCCUGCCCAUGAGGUGGAUGGAGAGCUCCAGGACCUCAAGGACUCUGUGCAGGCGGAGAUCCGAGAGGAAGGGUCCUCGGAGAAAGUCAACUUCGUCAAGCUCUGGAAGACGACGGCCGUGAGGAGAGGGCUCGUCGCCGGAGUGGGCCUCCAGGUCUUCCAGCAGUUUGUGGGCAUAAACACGGUCAUGUACUACAGCCCCACCAUCGUCCAGCUUGCUGGCUUCGCGUCGAACCAGACGGCGCUGCUGCUGUCGCUGAUAACCUCCGGCCUCAACGCCCUGGGAUCCGUCGUCAGCAUCUACUUCAUCGAUAGGACGGGGAGGAAGAAGCUGUUGAUCAUCAGUCUCUGCGGUGUGAUCGCCUCUCUGGCUGUUCUGUCAGCGGUCUUCCACGAGACCACGGCGAGCUCGCCGCAGGUGGGCGGGCGAGAGACCGCCCACUUCUCCGCCUACACUUGUCCGGAUUACCAGUCAGACAUCUCGAAGAAGAAGAACUGGGAUUGCAUGAGGUGCCUGAAGGCGUCUUCCCCGGACUGCGGCUUCUGUGCUUCGGCGGCCAACAAGGUAACUCCAUCUGUCAGAAAUCUUGGUGUUUGAUCGGAUGGACUAGUGAGCAGCUUUUCAUCUGGUGGCAGCUGCAUCCUGGAGCCUGUCUGGUUGCGAAUGCCACAGUGAAGGGCCUCUGCCAUGGGGAAGAUCGGCUGUGGUACACAAGAGGAUGCCCGAGCAGCUAUGGAUGGCUGGCGUUGAUUGGACUGGCUCUGUACAUCAUAUUCUUCUCUCCAGGGAUGGGGACGGCCCCGUGGAUCGUCAACUCGGAGAUAUACCCUUUGAGGUUCAGAGGAAUCUGCGGAGGGAUCGCCGCAACCGCGAACUGGGUCUCCAACCUGAUCGUCGCGCAGUCCUUCCUCACCCUGACGGAGGCCAUUGGGACCUCCCUGACGUUUAUGAUCUUCGGUCUGAUCUCCGUGGUCGCCCUCAUCUUCGUGCUGAUCUGCGUGCCAGAAACCAAGGGACUGCCGAUUGAGGAGGUGGAGAACAUGCUGGAGAGAAGAUCUCUCAACUUCAGGUUCUGGGAGCGAAGCAAGAAACCUGAGAAGAUGAAGAAGAAGAAUACAAAUGUUUAA